Molecule: messenger RNA, 1179 nt
Organism: Aspergillus terreus NIH2624
Lineage: Eukaryota; Fungi; Ascomycota; Eurotiomycetes; Eurotiales; Aspergillaceae
Exons: 2
Coding region: 1-1179 (392 amino acids)
Source: RefSeq, a predicted model, not a curated record
AUGGCACAAACGUCCUUCUGUGGCCUGACGCCCAUUCUAUACCUGCUCAGUGUGCUGGGCACGUAUCACACCUGGGGCCGAACUGUUCUCGAUGGGACACUGUUCCAUCUAAUUGCAGCUCUGCACGGAUCGACAUCGUACAUCCUGCCUGGCACCGACUCUCUCCUCCGGACGUGCAUUACGGGCAUCUACUGGCCAAUUGAUUAUCUCCUAGAUAUUCUGAUUGUCUUUUUCUGGGAAGCUGUGGAUGGAUCGCAUCCGGCCACUUCGGCCAUUGGCGUUUACUUCCUAGCGCAGUACCUGAGUGUGCUGACAGGGGUAUAUGUGGAUAGUCUGAGGCGGGGCCAGUCCGGAAGGACCAGUCCUAUGCGGACGAUGCUGUGGCUACUGUUGUUCCAACUCUCGGCUAUCGCCUGUACCGGCCCACUGUGGGCUCUUUGGUAUCUCACCAACAGCCCAUUGAUCGCAGACGACAUCUCAUUCGAGCAUUUACGCAACAAAUCCAGCACCCCGCCCCGCCAAGUCAUACUGAUCCUUCCUAGCCUAGUCCUGGGCUACCUACUCCCCGCGGUGGCUAUGGCGCUACCCUCCCCUGGCCUGGUGUCCAACAACUUUCAGCAAUUAGCAUUGGUGGCAUGGAACAUCUUCCCGGUCCUUGUCUAUCUGGCCAUGCGGGUCCUGCAAAUGGUCCUACCCGUCGGCAAGGGUAGUAUCUGGAACGAAGAGUAUACGUUCAGGAGGACUGCAACGUGUAUAUUGAACGCGACAAUGCUUUUGAUUAGUUUCACCACCCAUAUCGGGCUGACGAGCAUCAGCCUCUCCACAAUCCUGUUCCCGAACCUCUGGGCACCGGAGGCCAUCCGAGAGUUCAAUCCGGCUUCGCUGCUGAUUCCGCCGGUCUCUGUCACCCGGGCGCAGACGGUUGGAGACGGAGUCCGCAGCUUCUUCCUGUGGGAUCAAGUUUUCGGGUAUACGGUGGGCAUCCUUGUUGCCUGGCUACAGCUACGGACGGUCCUCAUUUCGCGUGGGUGGCAUCGGCAAUGGCCAUGGCCAAAGGUUCUGUUGGGAAUUAUUGGCGGGACAAUGAUCGCGGGACCAGGGAGUGUAUGCUUGGGAUUGAACUGGAUCCGAGAUGAAAUCUUGAUCCCGUCCGGCGGGGCCAGCCAGAAAGAAGAGUAA